Molecule: messenger RNA, 658 nt
Organism: Mercenaria mercenaria
Lineage: Eukaryota; Metazoa; Mollusca; Bivalvia; Venerida; Veneridae
Exons: 3
Coding region: 107-448 (113 amino acids)
Source: RefSeq, a predicted model, not a curated record
AUAAGAAAGUAGGUCGUUUUGUAUUGCUUCAGUUUGAGUAAGGCGUGCGUCCUGUAACCGCCUGAAAAAGUAGUUGCGUAAUUUGAAAGACCAAAAUAUUCUGAAAAUGAACAACUUCAACGCAUUGUGUUUUCGUUUUCUGAUUGUUUUCGUUUUGGUUUCAAGUGUAUCAGCCAUCAAAUGUUACUCUUGCAUAGGAUGCAACGACCCUUUCGAUGAGAGUAAUGCUAAAACAGCUACCUGCGCAGGAUCCUGUCUGAAAACAAAAACGGGCGGAAAUGUAAUUAGAGCUUGCUCACCAAGUAGCUUUGGAGACAAAUGUGACAGCAAAGACGGAAUUGAAGCGUGUUCGUGUACGAACGAUCUGUGUAACAGUGCGUCAGGAAUGAGCUUUCCCGUCGUCGGCCUCUGUCUUUCCCUUUUCACAAUGUUUCUGUGGGUGAAAUAAUGGAAACGAAAACGGACGUGUGCAUUAUUUUAGACAUUAUAGGUCAUUUCAAAUUUCCUGUUAGAAGUAUUGUACAAAUGUUUAGGUCGUUUAUUUCAUUAUCUUUGUAAGUAAUUCAGUCUAUAUUCAAUUCUUAGUAUGAUUGUACUUUUGCUUGUAUCAAUAUAUAAUUUAUAUCCAUUCUUCUGUAUUAAAAAUACCAAUGUAAUA